Mycena indigotica is the source of this 1923-nucleotide messenger RNA. Its product is annotated as DEAD-box family helicase. The transcript has 11 exons. Gene Ontology annotation, molecular function: DNA binding; ATP binding; hydrolase activity. The record is from RefSeq and is a predicted model, not a curated record. The coding region runs from base 1 to 1923 and encodes 640 amino acids. Lineage: Eukaryota; Fungi; Basidiomycota; Agaricomycetes; Agaricales; Mycenaceae.
AUGCGCGUCUUUCCCGUGCUUCGUCCAUACCAAGAGCAGGCCUUGCGAGCAUGUGAAGAAGCGUUAAACUCUGGCGUUCAUCGAAUUGGUGUCUCUCUUCCAACGGGAGCAGGAAAGACAGUCGUGUUUACGACACUCUUGUCGCGAAUUAAACCGCCCACCAGCAAUGUCUCGCGCGCUCUCAUUGUCGUCAACAGUAUAGAGCUGGCUCGACAGUCUGCAGAGCAAGCCCAACAACUCUUUCCCAGCUGGAAUGUCGAGAUUGAGCAAGGGACCAAGCAUCGAGCGUCUGGAGAAGCGGAUGUUACGGUGGCCACAUACCAGACAUUACUACAAGCUUCACGAAUAAAGAAAUUCAAUCCAGCCAUGCUGAAAGCUGUUAUUGUUGACGAAGCCCACCAUGCCGCAGCGCCGUCAUAUCGACGUAUUCUCUCCCACUUUGCGACUGAAAUCAAAAGCCCGGAACCCAACGCCCAGCUACCCAUCCUCGCCCACAAGAUACCCAUCAUCGGAUUUUCUGCUACCUUCAGCCGCCAUGACGGGCUUGCAUUGGGUUCGGUCUUUGAGCGUAUUGUCUAUCACAGAGAUUUCCUGGAAAUGAUUAAAGAGCAAUGGCUUUGCGAUGUUCGGUUCACCACCGUUCGCGCGAGCUUAAACUUGAGCAAUGUGACGGUGAACUCGCGGACGGGAGACUUCAAUCCCACGUCGCUUGCUCACGUCGUUAAUACUGACACAGUUAACAACCUCGUCGUAAGGACGUGGCUUGACAAAGCCUCUGGGCGCAAAUCGACGCUCGUCUUCUGUGUCAAUAUCGCCCAUUGCGAGUCAUUAACCCAAACGUUCCGCGGUUACGGUAUCGAUGCGCGAUAUCUCGUCUCCAGCACCCCAGCCCUGGAGCGCAAAGCACUCGUAACAGCCUUCAAGGCUGGUCAAAUACCAGUUCUUAUCAAUUGUGCAAUACUUACGGAAGGCGCUGACAUCCCCAAUGUGGACUGCGUUCUGGUGGCUCGUCCGACGCGUUCUCGCAACAUCUUUGCCCAAAUGAUCGGCCGUGGAAUGCGGUUGUCUCCUGCGACUGGAAAGACGGACUGCCGCAUCAUCGAUUUUGUGGACAGCGCUGGCCGAGUGGAAGGCUUAGUAACUAUUCCGAGUCUCUUCGGACUUGACCCUGACGCGAUUUCGAACGAUGACGAGACUCCCGAAACCCUGGAGAAGCGUGCGGCAGAAACCAACGCGCUUGAUAGCGUCGACAGCAGCAUUCCAGAUCCGAAAUCUGUGACAUACAAAGACUAUGAAGAUCCACUGUCAUAUUUUGAGCAAGCUGCUGGAGGGGGCCAACAUAUUUCCAGGUUCAGCAGGAAUGCUUGGGUCAGCUGUGGAGAUGUUCAUAUUCUCGAAUGUCUGGGCAAGGGCUCAGUGAGAAUAGAAGCCGUGGACGACGAGGAAGGGAGGCAUUUCAAAGCACACUACAACCCUGAAGUGGAUCACAGCACGGCGGCGACACUGGGGAUUGGUCGAUUUCUACGCAGCCGUCCCAUUCUCACGGCGCAAACGUUACAAGAUGCCAUCCACGGGUGUGAUACCUACGUCGCAGAGAAGGUCGUUCUUGGUCCAAUGGCUGCUGGGCUUCUCCGGACAGCACGGUGGCGCAAAGCACCAGCAUCAGAGCAACAAAAAAAUCUCGUGGCCAAGCGUUGGGCUAAGCGCUUGUUAGACUCAGAGGACGCAAGAGAAAAAAUUGACGAUAAGAUUGCGAAUCUCACUAAAGGCGAGGCAGCCACCAUCAUCACUCGAAUGAAGAAUGGCGCAUUGUUGCGUUUCGACAAGAAAGUCACUGCGGGAAAGAAGGCGGCUGUAAAGAAAGAGAAGGAGAUUUCACGACGCGCCAGAGAGACAGUGAGGGUCGGUCCACUUGAAAAAUAG